This is a messenger RNA of Lactuca sativa (garden lettuce), 925 nucleotides long. It is a transcript of the gene COAD, whose product is annotated as 4-phosphopantetheine adenylyltransferase. Gene Ontology annotation, biological process: coenzyme A biosynthetic process. Lineage: Eukaryota; Viridiplantae; Streptophyta; Magnoliopsida; Asterales; Asteraceae. Gene Ontology annotation, molecular function: pantetheine-phosphate adenylyltransferase activity; dephospho-CoA kinase activity. The record is from RefSeq and is a predicted model, not a curated record.
AUAUAGUAAUAGUAAUAUAUUAUUUUGUCUUUCUAGGUGGUGGGCGUGACUCACAACUUACCCUGUUUUUCGAUCCUUCCAAACCCUACUUUCCAUCGUGAUCGCGUGAUUAUGCCGAAAGCUUCUCGACAACUUCCGUCGAGUUGAUUCUUUCCCUUUUCUCUACUAAGAAUUCAUUUCAAUCUGGUUUUUGAAUCGCUUUGAAGGUUGCAGCAUCGAAUCUAUCGAUUCGUCAAGGCGCAAGAGUACAAAUCAGAUAUCAAGGAUAAAAUGACAAUUGUGGAGAACCCAAAUCCAAAGCUUCCACCUACUUCUCCAACCAUUUCUCCACCAAAUUCCUAUGGAUCGGUGGUUCUAGGUGGCACCUUUGACCGCUUACAUGAUGGUCAUCGGCUUUUCCUUAAGGCAGCUGCAGAGUUAGCUAGAGAUCAAAUCAUAGUUGGUGUUUGUGAUGGACCUAUGCUAUCCAAGAAACAGUUUGUGGAGCUCAUCAUGCCUAUUGAAGAGAGAAUGAAAACUGUCCAAGAUUACAUUAAGUCUGUGAAGCCUGAGCUGGCGGUACAAGUGGAACCUAUUACUGAUCCUUACGGUCCCUCCAUUGUUGAAAAAAAUCUGGAGGCGAUUGUUGUCAGUAAGGAGACAUUACCUGGUGGAUUAUCAGUCAACAAAAAGAGAGCCGAGAGAGGCCUCUCACAACUAAAGGUGGAAGUGGUGAAUCUGGUAUCUGAAGAAUCAAGUGGAGAAAAGCUGAGUUCAUCAACAUUGAGGAAGCUUGAAGCGGAGAAAGCUAAAAAAAAUUAGGAUACAUUAAUUAAGGGGUACAUAUGAUAUGGAGAACAUGUUGAUACAAAGGAUUGGCUUACAUAAAGUUGUUCAAUAUAACCUUUUGUUGAAUACAGACCAAAAUCUGUUGAAGAAGAGUAAA